Molecule: messenger RNA, 129 nt
Organism: Dentiscutata erythropus
Lineage: Eukaryota; Fungi; Glomeromycota; Glomeromycetes; Diversisporales; Gigasporaceae
Source: the annotation of a GenBank genome assembly
GAAUUACGAAAAACAGCUGUAGCCGGAGUUAUUUCGGUUAGCACGGUUGACCUAGAAAUGUACCUCGCAAAAUAUAAUGCCAUCAUAUCUCAUGAACUCAGAAUUGUAAAGUCAUAUGAUUUGUGGAAU